Molecule: messenger RNA, 1163 nt
Organism: Gordionus sp. m RMFG-2023
Lineage: Eukaryota; Metazoa; Nematomorpha; Gordioida; Chordodea; Parachordodidae
Exons: 8
Coding region: 7-1116 (369 amino acids)
Source: RefSeq, a predicted model, not a curated record
CAUUUUAUGCAAAAUGGUAAUAAUGAUCACAGAGAUGAGAUUUGUCAAAAUUUUCUAGCUAGUUAUGAAAAUAGUGAAAUAAAAAAUGACAUUGAUGAAAGUGAAAGAAAGAGACUUGAGAAUGAAUGUGAGAUCUUGAAGAUAAAGCUACAAGAGUUUGAAAGGCUGAAACAAAAGAGGAUAGAUUUGGAAGCUGAGUCUAGAGAUCUCAAUGUGUACAGAGAGCAAUGCAGAAAUCACUUAACUCAUCUCAUUGAUAACCAAUCCGAAAAAAUUGCCAUCACAAACACAUUAAAAAGUAAACUGGAGAAAGAAGAAAUUGAACACCGCGCUCUGAUAGCUAAAUUAAAUACUCAAAAGUUCUCUAAGAAGGACAUGAAGAUCAUCCAAGAUAAAAAGUUCCAAUUGGGGAACGAUAUCGAAUCGAUUGGCAAAGAAAUUUUGCAGCUCGAAAAGAAUAAGGCUAUCCAGGAUGACCAAUUGAAUACUUUGACAGAAAAGGUAAAUGCCUCUUGCAUCAUCACCAAUACGAGAAUGAUGGAGCUAGAACUUUAUAAUUGCAAAUACGAGCUUAGGGCCCACCAAUUGACUCCAGAAAAAUUAGAGGAAAUGCAAGUCUUUUUGCGAGGAACUGUCGAAAACGCCAGGCAAACAGUGUCUAGUGUAAGGACGUUGCUCGAAAAGGAAAGCGAGACUCUAGAACAACUGAAGAAGGAUAUAGUUUCCAAACUCAACUCCAUUUCCUACUUAGAAGCUAGCAUUAAAUCGGCGGAUUUCGAUUUAAAGGCAAAAAACGAAGAAUGUGAAGCCAAAUGCACAGCUACGGUUAAUCAAAAACGCGAAAUAUGCGAAGAAUUAAGAACUUUGACAGAAGAAUUCAAUAAAGUGCAGAUGAAAAUUAGUUUGGCGGAGAAAGUUGUGCAAGCACAUAAAUUAAGGAUAUGCGAAGAAGACGAACAGUACCAAGAGCAAGAUAAAUAUUUUGAAGAAGUCUUUAAAACGGAUAUGGAACAUUUUUUGAAAGCUCAAAAGACCGUAAAGGACGCAUAUGAAGCAACUCAAAUGAGAAUUGAUAAAUUUAUAGCUGAACAGAGUGAGGAUGAUGAAGAAAAUUGAAAAAAUGGAUUAUUUUUUUUGUGUUUUAGUAUUGUUUUAGAUUUAUU